CAAUCCUAGUACCUGCAUAUCAACCAUCUUACCCAAACAGCUUACUUCAACUCAUCUUACAAUGGCUCUCAACGAAGGUGUCUAUUGGAUCCGUAACAGCCGAUUCACGAACAAGGUGCUCGACCUCGACGCUGCUAACGUCGCCAAGGGCACUAGUAUCUUGGACUUUAACGAGCAUGGAACCUUCAACGAGAACCACAACCAACUCUGGAUCGUUGAGCGUUUCCAGAGCCGCGACACGUAUCUCAUCCGAAGUGUUCACUCGAACUUGGUCCUUGACCUUAGCCAAGGAUUGUCGGCGAACGGCACCCCGAUCCUUUGCUGGACUCAACACGGUGGAACUAACCAGCAGUGGCGCAUCGAAUGGGUCAAGGACGACAACAAGACUCCCUUGUACCGAAUUGUCAGCGUUGCGACUGGUACAGCCAUCUCGCACAACGAAGACGAUUCCAGCGCUUAUACAGUCGCCUGGAGCGUCGACGAUGGGCCGAAGCAACUCUGGUCUUUCGAUCCCUUCGUCACUCCUCUGUUGUAUCGCCUCCGGGUCAAGAGCACCAGCAGGGUUCUCGACUUGGCCGCCGCGUCUGCUGAUAAUGGUACCCUCGCUCUGGCCUGGGAGCAACACACUGCGAUCACGAAGCGCAACCAGUUGUGGUGGCUCCCCUACCGCUCCGGUGCAGAGGAAUACACCAUUCAGUGCUUGGAGACGAGCACCGUCGCGGACCUCUCUGGCGGUAACAGUGGGAAUGGGACGCCCAUCUAUGGCUGGCAGUCCCAUGGCGGGCGCAACCAGCAGUGGAAAUUUGAACCCACCAGCGAUUCAGGCGACUACUACCACAUCAAGAACGUCGAGGGCGGAAGCGUGAUGGAUGCGUACAUGAACGAUAGUCAGAAGAGGGUCGGAGGAUGGUCUAACAAUGGUGGUGACAACCAGAAAUGGUUGUUGGAUCCCCUGCCCUCUCCUGGUCCGGGCUGGGUCCUCAUCCAAAACGGUGGCACCGGCAAAUUCCUAUGCAGCACCCCUUCAGGCGACAUCGGUACCGCCGAUGGUCCGGAAACCGUGUAUGACUACAGUGUCCAAUGGCGGUUCAUCCAGAGGGAGUACACGGGAGUUUACCACGUCGUUAAUCGCGCCACCGGUGCCUACUUGCGUCAAAUCGGCACUUCGAUGCCGUCUAUUGGUUUGGCGGAGGAGAAUGACGACGAGUUGAAGGAUUGGUGGAUGCUUGAGACCUACGACAACUCCGAGAUUGGUCUCGCGAGCAUCAUCAGUCGUUGGACUGGGAACGUUCUUGACCACUAUGGUGGUGUCAGUGUCCAGGCUUUGGAUAACAACACCGAGAACUCAUACCGGAGCUGGGCCAUUAUACCGGCUAGGGACUGGCUCACCUCAUUCUCCCUCGUAAACGGCCAAGGCGGUUUAUGCCUCGCCGCCCAAUACGCUCGCGAAGAAACUCGCCUCUCCACUACCGCCAACGUCAACGACUUCCAUGCUCAAUGGGUCUUCCGCAAGCCAAGCGGAAGUUCCGGUUACACCAUCCAGAACAAGUACAACAACCACUAUGUUGGAGGGACUUCCGCGCGUUGGGAGUUGGUCGUAUGCUGCAACAAGUACUUCGGGAUCCGCAACACCUCGACACAGAAGUACCUCGCCAUCGAGGACGGCCAGGUUACAUUCCAGGACCAAGAUAUGACGGACAGGAAGCAAUGCUGGGAGUUGUGCUCUGGUCGUGCCACCGACACCUCCGGCAAUGACUACGAUCUGAUCUAUAUGGACGAUGACCUCCUCGAGGUGAUGAUCCCCUGGGUUGGUGAUAAGCAGGGCGACCUGAAGCAUUACAUCGAGAAGCGCGCGACGAAGAAGCCACCCAAGGACAAAGGUGGCUGGCAGUUGCCCGCCGCCGGCUUAAUCAAGAAGCCCAAGUUCAACGAUAUUCGCCAACUGCUCCAGGAGCUCAUCGAACAGUGGGAGUGGGACGUCGUCAACGAGGAGCGCGAGCAGAUCCAGACCCUCGUCAGUAUCGAUGAAGCCGAAGCCAGAAGACUUCUCGGACGCCGCCCUCAUCCGGAUAUCGUGGCCGCGUAUCAACGCUCGCGCAGUAGCACCCUCUUCCGUAUCGACAGGCAGGGCUACUUCAACAUUGCUGGUGACCGCUAUGUGAACAUCCAAGGGCAGUACGGCGAUGACAGCUACUUCCACAUCGCGCUUCCUGUUGGUGUUCGGUUUGGACGGGAGCAGAUCAGGAGGUUCUUGAGGGAUAGUUUGGAUCGCAGUACGAGCGUUACGAUUACGCCUACGACCUGCAAGCCGCCGAGUGGAGGACCAGACUAUAACCGCGAUCCCGACUCUGAUGGCGAUAAUUCGUGGAUCAAGUGGACCAUUGCUGUCGUCGGUACUUCGGCAAUCAAGCACUCCGAGUUGUAG
Molecule: messenger RNA, 2425 nt
Organism: Coprinopsis cinerea okayama7#130
Lineage: Eukaryota; Fungi; Basidiomycota; Agaricomycetes; Agaricales; Psathyrellaceae
Exons: 5
Coding region: 62-2425 (787 amino acids)
Source: RefSeq, a predicted model, not a curated record